UUUAAGUCCAUUGAAGAAGAGAAGAUGAUCAUGCAUGUCCUCCGGUCGAGCCAACAAGAAGGAAAUUCACCAAAGUUACAGUACUGCUAAUAAUUUAAGGAAGAAAAAGAGAAAGGAUAAAGGCGGAUCAUCUUCUUGUUGCCAUGUGUUCUCAUCUUUACAGCUGGCAUUAAAAAGGUCGAAGCAAUAUAUGAGUGUUCAGUCUCUCCAACAACUUCUUGCUUCAAACUAAGAUUUGCUCUUCAAAGUUGAAGUAAUCAUGUCAGACCACCAAAAGCCCGAACACCCUCAAAACCUGCCUCCUUCUUCUGCUUCUACUUCUAAAUCGAUCCCAGAACUCGGCAACAACACGGCCGCUGAUUCAUCGGGCCGACCGAAGGUCCGCUAUCCCAACCCACCCGACCUAACAAACCCGGACCCGGCAACACUGAGAGAUCAAUGGAGGUAUGCCAUCAGGCAGUACAGUAGAUGGUACUCUCACGCCUGGGGCACUGCUAUUCUCGCUGGGGUUUCGUUUUUUGCCCUCGGUUGGAUCAUCAAGGGCUCUAAUCCUCUUCCCUCCUUCAAGUCUGAUUCCGACAAAAACGAUCAUCCAAAGUGAUCUUCGAUGUUACAUCAAUUUUCUGACAGUAGAUAAGCUUCUUGGUUCGACUGUUGAUCCAGAAUGAACUUUACUGUUGGGGAGGCCAUGACGACCAGGAAGAAAGGCUGCUGAAAUUGGUGUUAGACAGCUGAGCUUGGAAGAGAUUGUUGUGUAUAAUCCAAUCAUAGUUUUUGUUUCACUUUGCAAAGAGUGAUCGGAUCUUGAUGAAAAAUGAAGUCCUCAUAAUUUGGUGUUUCUUUUUAACCCACUUGUCUUGUUCACAGAAGCUCUAUCGGCUUAUUUGAGUAUGAUGUAAAGUUUCUUUCUUCAGGCAGUUUAUCUGUUAAAGCCUGCCAAUGUCCAACCUUGCAGUGAACUCUGUUGUGUGAUUGCGGUUGACUCCUUUUUCUUUUCAUUACUUUUUUAAGGAAGACAUUAAAGUUCAA
This is a messenger RNA of Theobroma cacao (cacao), 1029 nucleotides long. RefSeq lists its product as uncharacterized. The record is from RefSeq and is a predicted model, not a curated record. NCBI's taxonomy places the organism in Eukaryota, Viridiplantae, Streptophyta, Magnoliopsida, Malvales, Malvaceae.